UUUGGAAACACCCCCACCCUUCUAGCCAACCAGUUUAUACACACGCCAUCGGCUCCUCCUUGAUUCAAAUGUUAGGUCAAGAGGAAGAAAGAAAACGAAUUCAAGAGUUACUCUCAAGCAUCUAGAAUUUUCUGCACCUCUUGAAGAGAGACUAGCCCAGCUCUGACUAUUACAAGCUGGACUUUCCUCUUAAAGCACAACCUUCAUUUAAGCCUUUGGAUAAAACUGGAGGAAAAGAAUCUGUGAGUACUGUGGACUGCACAGAAGGCAGGAGGCUGAAAACUGGCAAUAAAAACAGAAAGAUGGCAGACCCGAGGCCCAGCAGUCAGGCAGACCCUGAAAUUGAGCUUUUUGUGAAGGCUGGAAGUGAUGGGGAGAGUAUUGGAAACUGUCCCUUUUGCCAACGCCUUUUUAUGAUCCUCUGGCUUAAAGGAGUUAAAUUCAAUGUGACUACUGUUGACAUGACCAGAAAGCCUGAAGAGCUGAAGGACUUAGCCCCGGGCACCAAUCCUCCCUUCCUGAUAUAUAACAAGGAGUUGAAAACAGACUUCAUUAAAAUUGAGGAGUUCCUAGAGCACACACUGGCUCCUCCAAGGUAUCCUCACCUGAGUCCCAAGAACAAGGAGUCUUUUGACGUGGGCUGUAACCUCUUUGCCAAGUUUUCUGCAUACAUUAAGAAUGCACAAAAGGAGGCAAAUAAGAAUUUUGAAAAAUCUCUGCUCAAAGAAUUUAAGCGUCUGGAUGACUACUUGAACACCCCACUUCUAGAUGAAAUCGAUGCAGAUAGUGCUGAGGAACUCACAGUUUCCAGAAGAUUGUUCUUGGAUGGGGAUCAGCUGACACUGGCUGACUGCAGUUUGUUACCCAAACUGAACAUUAUUAAAGUUGCUGCAAAGAAAUACCGUGAUUUCGACAUUCCAGGAGAAUUCUCAGGAGUCUGGCGCUAUCUCCACAAUGCCUAUGCCCGUGAAGAAUUUACCCACACGUGUCCUGAAGACAAAGAAAUUGAAAAUACCUAUGCAAGUGUGGCUAAGCAAAAGAGUUAGGACAGCUCUUUCAGUAGAACAACCUCUCUUUUCACUUGUUAUCAUAUUAGAAAAUCUUUUGGAAAUAAGAAUAUGGAAAAUAUGGUUUCCUCUAUCCAACUUUCUUAUGAAAAAGAAUGCUAUAUUUUCUGUAUCUAGUUAAUCCAAACUAUCUGCUCACUGUGUAUUUUAAAGGUCUUUAUAUUUUCAUUUCACUUUUUAAUUCCCAUGGCACAACCACUGCAAUCUUAAAUGAUAUGGAAAGUAUCAAUAUCUUUUGCUAGAAUGCAUCAUGUGUGCAAGCUCAACAGAUGGCUGAAGUUACAAAUGACAUACAGUCACAGUCUCAAACUGUUCCUUAGAAAUAUUUACAUCUAAAUCAUUAAAACAAUUUUACUAAGAAAUUUGACUGACCAAAAGGUCUUGUUGCUGUCCAUUAAAGGGUAAAGUAAACCGUUCAUAAAGGAUAAUCACAAAUCUUUCUACAGAAUUUAUAAUGUUCCAUUACUAUAUGUACUCAAAUAUACAUGUUAAAAUACAAUCAAAUCACUCAAAUCUGAAAACAAAAACUGAACUUUAUUUUUGCUCCUUCAAAAGAGAAACAAAGUUCAGCCUCAAAAAAGAGAGAUAGGUGUUAUUAGAGGUCUUGGUGGGAUAUACAUAAAAUUUAUUUAUUUAUUUUUUGGCCAUGCUGUGGGGCAUGUGGGUCUUAGUUCCCCAACCAGGGAUGGAACCUAUGCCCCCUGCAGUGGAAGCUCAGAGUCUUAACCACUGGACCACCAGGGAAGUCCCUAGAUAAAAUUUAAAUAAAGCAGUGUUUUCAUAGGUUCAAAGAAAAGUAAGGCAAAGAGUAAAGAGUUAACAGGCCUGGAACAGGCGCGUGAAAAAAUGCUCAUCAUUGCUAAUUAUUAGAGAAAUGCAAAUCAAAACUACAAUGAGGUACCAGGUCACACCGGUCAGAAUGGCCAUCAUUAAAGAGUCUACAAAUAAUAAAUGCUGGAGAGGGUGUGGAGGAAAGGGAACUCUCCUACACUGUUGGUGGGAAUAUAAGUUGGUGCAGCCACUAUGGAAAACAGUAUGGAGGUUCCUCAAAAAAACUAAAAACAGAGUUGCCACAUGAUCCAGCAAUCCCACUCCUGGGCAUAUACCCAGACAGAACUUUAAUUUGAAAAGAUACAUGCAUCCCUAUUUUCAUAGCAACACUAUUCACAAUAGCCAAGACAUGGAAACAACCUAAAUGUCCAUCUAUAUAGAUAUAGAUAUAGAUAGAUAGAUAUAGUGGAAUAUUACUCAGCCAUAAAAAAGAAUGAACUAAUGUCACUUGCAGCAAUGUGGAUGGACCUAGAGAUUGUCAUACUAAGCGAAGUAAGUCAGAAAGAGAAAGACAAAUAUCUUAUGAUAUCACUUAUAUGUGGAAUCUAAAAUACGACAUAAAUCAACAUAUCUACGAAACAGACUCACAGACAUAGAGAACAGACUUGUGGUUGCCAAAGGGGGGGUUGGGAGGAAAUGAUUGGGAGUGUGAGAUUAGCAGAGGCAAACUAUUAUAUAUCAGAUGGAUGGAUAAACAACAAGGUCCUACUGUAUACAGCUCAGGGAAGUAUAUUCAAUAUCCUUUGAUAAACCAUAAUGGAAAAGAAUAUGUAUAUAUAUGUAUGUAUAACUGAGUCACUAUGCUGUACAGCAGAAAUUAGCACAGCAUUGUAAAUCAACUAUACUUCAAUAAAAUUAAAAAACAAAAAGA
This is a messenger RNA of Balaenoptera ricei (Rice's whale), 2769 nucleotides long. RefSeq names its product chloride intracellular channel 2 (gene CLIC2). The transcript has 6 exons. Bases 303 to 1046 code for a protein of 247 amino acids. The record is from RefSeq and is a predicted model, not a curated record. Lineage: Eukaryota; Metazoa; Chordata; Mammalia; Artiodactyla; Balaenopteridae.